AAACUAUAGUAUUAACUGAUUGAGUGAUUGAAUGAACAUUUAGUAUAAAUUUAUAGAAUAAUUGAUUACAUUAUUAGUUAAGAAUCGAUUGGUUUAUCAUUUGAUUUGAUUGACAACUGUUUGAGUGAUGACUUCGUAUCCAACUCUUGAAAUGAUACCACAGUUGAGUGGCGGUAGUCUUGAGAGGAUUAUCACUAAUAAUUGUUUGAAUGAACGACCCAUUGUUCAAAUAAUGGCCACAAGAGUGGUGCCGAGCGGAUCCAUUCGUUGCAAUCUAUGGGAUGGCAUUAAGUUGAUUAAGACGGCUGUCAUCAAACAAAGUCAAGAAAAUAGUGAUAAAUAUAAAGACAAUCACUUCAACAGAUAUUCUGUGGUUCGUCUUAACAAUUAUUCGGUCAUUACUGUCAACGAAAGUGAUGUUCAGGUGCUUAUCAUUGCAGAGUUGGACACUAUUGUCAAAGGUUGUCAUCUAAAUAAAAAACUUGAGAUCAAUUGCGAUGCGAUUAACACUACAAAAGAUACAAUUGAAGGAGUGAUUCAAACUAAUGACAGACCAAUGAAUCCAGUGAUUGAUAUGAGUGUCAGCAAUGGUUUUACUGAAACAAAUGCAAACUACAGACCGAGAACACUGACCAACACUUGCAAUGAUACUAAUAGUACGAUAAAAGUGGUUUCAAUUGAUAAGUCGAAAGUAUGUCCAAUCAAUGCAAUCACUCCAUUCUUUAACAAUUUUGUGAUAAGAGUGAGGAUAUCAUCUAAGACUCCGAUUCGCAAAUAUAAAGGAAAAGACGGUAGAGAUGGCAAACUAUUUUCAUUUGACGCGACCGACGACUCAUCGGAAAUACGAAUCACUGCUUUCAAUGUUGAAUGCGAUAAAUAUUACGAUAUGAUUGAAAAAGAUUUAAUUUAUUUGAUUUAUAGAGGAAAUGUCAAAUCAGCGAAUAAAAAGUUUUCUAAUCUUAAGUCAGAUUAUGAAAUAACAUUAAAUUCUGAUUCAGUUAUAGAAGUUUGUGAAGAAUUGUUUGAUACCAUUCCUUUGCGCUUUAAUUUUAUACCAAUUGGUCAACUCGUGACACUAAAUAUUGGCGCAUCUGUUGAUAUCAUUGGUAUUAUUAGAUCUAUUGAUGACAUUCAAACCAUUACAUCAAAGAAGAACACCAAAGAAUAUAAGAAACGAGACGUAUGUUUGGUCGAUAAAACACUGUCUGAAGUUAGACUAACUCUUUGGGAGAAAGAGGCCGAAGAAUUGUCAGCAAUUGUUGGUCAAGUAUUAGCCGUAAAGAAUGCUGUGAUCGGAGAAUUUCGAGGAAAGACAUUAAGUUGUGUACAAAAUUCAGUCAUUGAAUUAGAUCCCGACAUAAACGAAGCCCACAUUCUGUUGGGUUGGUAUGACAACAUAGGAGGCGUUAUAAAUGUUACGCCAUUGAGUAAAGUCAAAGAAGACAUCACUUCAAAAAGUGAUAUCAAAUAUUUAUGUCAAAUUAAUGAGACGUCGAUAUCAAACACCUCUGUUUUAUACUACAAUUGUAAGGCAACUAUAUUAACAACAAAUCGUUGGGAUAAACACUUGUAUAAGUCUUGUGGACUCAAUGGCUGCUUAAAGAAAGUUAGGGAAGAGAAUAAUUUCUAUUAUUGUGAUAAAUGUGGUAAUAAUUCAUCACAAUUUCAAUGGCGUCUAAUGAUAUCUUUGUGUUGUUUUGACUGCACCGGCGAACUCUGGAUUACUGUUUUCCAAGAAGUGGCCGAAAAGAUUAUCGGCAAAUCUAUUACAGAAUUAAGUGCUGUAUUCGAGUCGGAUCCAAAUCAAUAUCAAUUAGCAAUAUCUUCAUUAAAUUUCAAGACAUUUAUCUUUAGAAUUGGUUCUAAAGUUGAGGAAUAUAAUCAAGAAAAACGAGUUAAGUCGACUUGUAUUUCGGUUAAACCUAUAGAUCCGAUUAAUCAAUCCAAACAAUUGAUACAAAAUAUCACAUUAAUGAAUAAUCAAACGGAUCAUUAA
Messenger RNA from Oppia nitens, 1996 nucleotides. RefSeq names its product replication protein A 70 kDa DNA-binding subunit-like. The transcript is spliced from 2 exons. Gene Ontology annotation, cellular component: nucleus. Gene Ontology annotation, biological process: DNA replication; DNA repair; DNA recombination. The coding region runs from base 128 to 1996 and encodes 622 amino acids. Gene Ontology annotation, molecular function: DNA binding. The record is from RefSeq and is a predicted model, not a curated record. Lineage: Eukaryota; Metazoa; Arthropoda; Arachnida; Sarcoptiformes; Oppiidae.